CUAAGCUACAUAGGACAGAACUGUGAAGAAAUCCCACAAGAGCUAGCAGAACUGUAUGGACAUAGAGUCCUCCAGCUUGACCUUGGACACAAUCUCAUCAGUGAUGUAGGCAAGUUGAACACCCAAUUUCCUAGUCUGCAAGAAUUGAUACUAGACAGCAACUGCAUAGGAGAUUCCUUGAAUGUCCCUCCUUUACCACGGCUCACCACGUUGACGCUCAACAAAAAUCAGAUAUCAGACUUGGAGAGUUUCCUGGAUAAAGUAGCUCAUAGACUUCCGUCACUGUCCUACUUGAGUUUGCUUGGGAAUGCAGCUUGCCCUAAUCAGUUGUCAUCGGUCGAUGCAGAUGAGGAAGACUACCAAAGAUACAGGUACUUUGUCAUAUACAAACUUCCAAAGCUGAAAUUUCUCGACUUCAAGCCAGUGUCUAAAGGGGAACUGGAGGAGGCUUUGAAGCGUGGCGUGUACACGAAGGUGAUAAGAUACUGGCCUAACGAGGAGGUCGACGCAGAUAGUGGCAGCAGUCCCGAAAGCGCUUCGAAACUAACGCCUUUGCCAUCGCAAACACGCAACAACGACCACUAUGCCAUCUUUGGACAGAGCAAGUACGUCUACUACGGCCGGCACUCUGAGGGAAACCGCUUCAUUCGCAACCACGACUUGUGACACGACCGACCAGCACCACGCAGCACUGCCCUCACACUGCAGGGCGGCGCAAGGGCGUCAGCUAUGCACCAUUCGCUGCCGGGUGUGUUAACCGGUUUGCGAUUUCUCGGGGGCAGCUACACGGCACUCAGCAUGGUGAGGUCGACGCUGGCUCGCCCUCCGCGGCAGCCACCAGGGGGCGUGCCUCACGGUGUACCACAACACUCGUACGUGGCUCGGCCCGCUCGUGGCAGCCACCAGGGGGCGUGCCUCGGCAAGCUCUGCAGCAGCCACCAGGGGGCGUGCCUCGGCAAGCUCUGCGGCAGCCACCAGUGGGCGUGCCUCGGCAAGCUCUGCAGCAGCCACCAGGGGGCAUGCCUCGGCAAGCUCUGCGGCAGCCACCAGGGGGCAUGCCUCGCGGGCUGUCAGACUGGUACGUGGUGGAUACGUCAACUUCAACAGCUGCCGAUGCUGCCUUUGCAUUAUGAGGUGACAGCCUUGCGUUUUGGGUUGUUCCUUUUGCGCACUCAUGUAAAAAUUCAGUCCCACCGACCGACUCUAGGAUAGAUUUAUCAUUCUGCGUGCAAGGUUCUUGGAUCAAAACUUUACAUCAGCUGAUGCAUUUUGUAAUAAAUUUUCAGUGCCUUGCUUCUAUUGCUGUUUUAGCUAUUGAGAUCAUUUUGGUUAAAAAUCAGUGAAUUGCCAUAAUCAUGAAAAUAGGGAAAAACAGUUAUAAUGGAUGUGAUUUCUUAUCAAGGCUUGCCGUUAAUGAACAGAGUGCUCUUGUUUGACGAUGCGUGGUGUAAUUAAUUGUAAAUUAUUUCAAGAUUUUGCCAGUUGAUAUAUUCUUGUAUGUUUCUCUAACGUUUGCACGUGUUACUUAUAAUUGUGCUAAUAUUUAUUUGUGCACUACCUGCAAUGUAACCAACCAUGUGUCAGUCACGAUGUGGUAAUUUUAUUCAACCGGUACGUUUCGUUGGGUACUUAAAUUCAUAUAGACUAUAUAAUAAGUGCCGAUUUCGUGUUUCCAGUAUUUGUGUAGUUGAGGUGACAGCUACAUACUUGCCAUCAGGGUAAUAUUAUAAUAUAGCAAGCAGUAUAGUCCUAGGUUGUAUAUCACAAUGACAAUCAGGUGUAAGAGUAAAGGAAUGUUUUGUAUA
Priapulus caudatus is the source of this 1805-nucleotide messenger RNA. Its product is annotated as leucine-rich repeat-containing protein C10orf11 homolog. NCBI's taxonomy places the organism in Eukaryota, Metazoa, Priapulida, Priapulimorpha, Priapulimorphida, Priapulidae. Gene Ontology annotation, molecular function: protein binding. Gene Ontology annotation, biological process: melanocyte differentiation. The record is from RefSeq and is a predicted model, not a curated record.